Molecule: messenger RNA, 1439 nt
Organism: Sitophilus oryzae (rice weevil)
Lineage: Eukaryota; Metazoa; Arthropoda; Insecta; Coleoptera; Curculionidae
Product: kielin/chordin-like protein
Exons: 6
Coding region: 167-1012 (281 amino acids)
Source: RefSeq, a predicted model, not a curated record
UUUUGAGUGCGUCACCCGCAGUAGCGUGCUACUGUCACCGGCAGCAACAGCAGGAAUUACUUCGUGCAGCCGAGUCGAACAAUGUUCUAAAAACAGUGACGAAAACGGUGCAUUUAUAGCGAAUAGACUCGAAAAUAGAACUCAAUACCGAUUCGGACGCUAAACUAUGGAGCGCAAGCGACCGAGGCUAUGGUUGCUUACGUGUCUCGUCUUAUUCGGCUUUUGUCCGGGCUCCCUGGACGCCGUAAAUCCGUCGGAGAACGAAAUUGGACACCCGCAACAACGCCAGCAGGACCACCCCAACCCCAAGCUGCCCGCCAGCGAGAUGCCGCUUGAAGUGGACAUCCUGAAACUGAUAAAGGUGUCGCACAAAGACCCGGGAGUGUCCGUUGUGGAGGGCCCCAUUGGAAAGUAUCCAGCCUACAAGUUCCGGCUUCCCUAUGGCAACGUGCCCAUGAUAAACGCGUCGACCGUCAUCGAGGCGAUCAACAAAAGCAACGGAUUCACAGUCGUCUUUUUGUUCAGACAACAAAAAAACAAUUUAGGAACUUUGAUCUCUAUCAAUUCCCCUGGGAGAUUGACGCCCUGGUUCCAGCUAACUUCAAACUCCAAAACCGGCAUUUUAUCUUUGAAGUACCGCCUGAGGAACUCAACCAAACUGAAUCAAAAAGAUUGGGAAUUACCCAGGCAUCAUAGAAAAUCGCCCAUGGCUGCAUGGACCUGGAUGGCACUAACCAUGGACUUCCAAGAAGAUCUGAUUCGUCUGGAUUUGGACUGCAGUCCCAGCAAGUUCGAAUCAGUGCUAUCCCGAAAAGGAGCUCCGCCUAAACUGGCCAUAUCCAACGACGCUUUGGUUUAUUUCAGACAAGAACCAGGCCGGAAAAAGAAGUUUUUAGGAUCGAUGCAAGUAGCCAAAAUUCUUCCAUACGUAACUCACGAGAGACUGUGGAAUUGCUACGAGAUUUCUUCAAAUUUGGCCCCGGAAUAUCGAAAACCCAUUACUGAUAAUUAAUUUUCCAAAAAUAAAAAUAUUUAGUAUAGUAAGAUUUGAAAAUGAGACUGGAACUUUUGGGAUUGAAAAUUAAAUAAGAAAAAAAUGUUAAUUUAAGAUAUUUCGUAUGUUACUUUUUUACAUUUUGUUAAAAUUAAUUUUCUAAAAAAAUAUAUAACAAAGUACUAAAAAAACUAGUGUUACCUAAUGUAUUUAUCAUUAUGUAUGACUUGCAUACCAUUGAAUAAAAUUCAACAAAUACGAAUUACAUUUAUUAUUUACCGUUGGUUAUUAAAUUUAAGCAAAUUUUAUAUGCAACACAACACCAUGUUUAUAAAUGAUGGUGAUAGUUUUAGAUACACAAGAAAUAAAACAAUUCAACCAAUAAAUUACUUUAUUGAACAUAAAUAAUUGUUAAUUUAUAAGAAAUAAAUAGUAUUAAAACAUA